CAUGCUCAUAAUUCCAAAACCUAUUCCUUUUCUACUUCUCCUCCAUACCUGCAACCCUGCAACCCUUGUUUUUCCUCUUGCUUCUCUCCUCAAAUCAGAUUCGGAAUCUUCCAACUCCGGUGAUCGUUCACGAUAUGGAGCCGGAAAAUUUUAGAAGAAUUGAAUACGAGGACUUGGUUGAAUGUACCGAUACCUUAGGUGAGAGAAACUAUAUAGGCCGUUUCCAAUUUGGCAAAAUGUACCAUGGAGUGCUCGGAACUUUCGAACCAAUUAAUUUGUUGGUGAAGAUAUGGGAAGUUCCAGAAAUAUACAAUUAUAAGCCUGGAGAUCAUAAAAUUAGACUAAUGGAGGAACUCGUUUUACUUCGUCAUGAAAAGGUGAUCAAGCAUCCAUGCAUGGUAAAGCUGUAUGGAUUCUGCUGCGACGGUGAACAUAUCAGCGUUGCUUAUUUACUGAAGCCUUUUGGUUCUCUUUUUAACCUCAUCCCUAAAGAUAGUUUCACAUGGCUGCAAAGGAUAAAAACGGCAUUUGGAUUGGCUUCCCUUCUCAAAUUUCUACAUGUCGGAAACCCUUCAUCAUAUUACCCACCUUUCGUAGUUCAGAAUCUUGAUGCUGCUCAUAUAGUGCUUGAUCAGGACUAUACUCCAAGGCUGUGCGAUUUUGGUCUCGUAUGUGGUGGACUUUUCCCCGAUAGGAGAUCGUAUUCAGGCCCAUUGGGUUGCUAUGGCUACAUCGACGUUAGUGCAUCCAGUCAAGAUGAUUGCUCGACCAAAAAAGACAUUUUUGCAUUUGGGGUGAUACUGCUAAGUUUGAUAUCGAAGAGAGUAUACACCGAAGAAGACAGGCAAUCUGGUUUACCGACUGUUUACGAAUGGGCUUUAGGACAAUGUGAAGCUUUUGAAUCGUACAGUGAAAUGAGAGAUGCAAAGUUUUCGCUUGUCCAUAAAAGUAUAGUGCAUGAAAGUGAGUUUUGUCAUGAAGAUGGGCACAAGAUUACUAUGAUUGCGUUAGAAUGUGUUAAUAGAGUCCAAUCCGAACGGCCUGCAAUGAAGCAGGUUUUUAGAGCUUUACUCAAACUCGAAGUCGUUAAGAAGAAUGCUGACUUCAUCGGAGCGAACAACAAAAUGCUGCUUCGGCCCUGUGAAAAAUACUAAAUAGCUGCUGAUUUAUUAUUUAUGGCACUGAGGAAUGAUGUUAGAAUGUUAUUUAUGGGACUGAGGAAUGAUGUUAUUUAUGGCAUUGAAUUACACGAUGCCAAGACUUGGACUCGUUAAUUUAUCCAUUUUGCUGUUGUUUUUUGCAUUUUGCAUUUUGCUAAUGUGUAUUCUAUUUCUU
Molecule: messenger RNA, 1335 nt
Organism: Erythranthe guttata (spotted monkey flower)
Lineage: Eukaryota; Viridiplantae; Streptophyta; Magnoliopsida; Lamiales; Phrymaceae
Product: putative serine/threonine-protein kinase PBL16
Biological process (GO): protein phosphorylation
Molecular function (GO): ATP binding; protein kinase activity
Source: RefSeq, a predicted model, not a curated record